Messenger RNA from Priapulus caudatus, 1023 nucleotides. RefSeq names its product translation initiation factor IF-2-like. The transcript has 5 exons. Bases 121 to 1023 code for a protein of 300 amino acids. The record is from RefSeq and is a predicted model, not a curated record. NCBI's taxonomy places the organism in Eukaryota, Metazoa, Priapulida, Priapulimorpha, Priapulimorphida, Priapulidae.
UGGAACUUGGAUUGAGAAAUAUCAUCUAAAUAUAUAAUAUUUACGAAGUAGAGGAUAAUUUAGUAAACAUAAAAUUACAUGAAGAAGUAGAGUCAAUAAUACUUCUCGCACAUAUCGAAAAUGGAGGCUGAUGACAGUGGGCUGGAACAGGAGAGUGGCGAAAAGAGACAACCUGCGACCGCAGACGGUGAUGACGAGUUUGGUGGAUUUGAGAGUGCAGACCCUAUGGAGCAGGUAGCUCAGCCAUUGCCAAGCAGCCUAGCACAGAGUUCUCCCUGGGCAGAGUUUACUUCCACCUUCCGUGGGUUCUCAGAUCCACCGUUGUCGACAACCACCGCCGGCAUGCAUUCGGACUACUCGAGGGACCAGCGUAACCCCUACUACCAGACAGCAGGUAACGCCGGUGCCAGCGUCACACCGACCAGCCAGUACGAUUACUCGGGCUCGCGGAACUCCUACAGUCUUCCUCGCACCGACUACCCCCCGGCCAGGAGGACGGAGUACACGCCGGCGAAGAAUCAGCAGUUCCAGCCAUCGUCCGCCGUUCUCGAUCUCGAGAAGGAUGUGCUUGAAUCAGCUCAGGCGCUGCAGGAUCUAAAGGAUGAUCUGUUCAGCAGGCAGCGGCCGCCGCCUCAUCAGCCGCAGGGUAAACCGCCGCCGCGGCCGCCCCUGCCUGCCUCACACGCUGCCGACGCUGACUCCUACGCACGUCAGCUGUCUGGCGGCGAUGCAAGCGAUCCUUACGGACGAUCGAUGCCCGGCGGGGAUGCGGGCGAUGCGUACGGACGAUCGAUGCCCGGCGGGGAUGCAGGCGAUGCGUACGGACGAUCGAUGCCCGGCGGGGAUGCGGGCGAUGCGUACGGACGAUCGAUGCCCGGCGGGGAUGCAGGCGAUGCGUACGGACGAUCGAUGCCCGGCGGGGAUGCGGGCGAUGCGUACGGACGAUCGAUGCCCGGCGGGGAUGCGGACGAUGCCGUGACGGAACGAUUGCGAUGCCGCGGGGACUGCCGGGCGAUGGCGUAA